Heterocephalus glaber (naked mole-rat) is the source of this 4950-nucleotide messenger RNA. It is a transcript of the gene Cul4b, whose product is annotated as cullin 4B. Gene Ontology annotation, molecular function: ubiquitin protein ligase binding. Lineage: Eukaryota; Metazoa; Chordata; Mammalia; Rodentia; Bathyergidae. Gene Ontology annotation, cellular component: cullin-RING ubiquitin ligase complex. Gene Ontology annotation, biological process: ubiquitin-dependent protein catabolic process. The record is from RefSeq and is a predicted model, not a curated record.
CGGAAUGGGAAAGAAAUUGAAUUAGCAAAGGUCCGGCAGAUCCCCUUACACAAGGAAGGCCGGCACUGACAGUCAGAGCUGUUGUCGUUAUCCGGAAGCCCUAAAAGAAGAUGUCACACUCACCUGGAUCAGAGGAAAAGAGUGACUAUGGGGCCAACUCAGGAGAUGAUGGUUUUUCUUCCCCCAAUCCCUCAGCUGCUGCUGCUGCUGCUGCUCAAGAGGUCAGAUCUGCCACUGAUGCUAAUACCAGCACCACUCCGCCCACCUCUGCCAAGAAGAGAAAGUUAAACAGCAGCAGCAGUAGCGGCAGUAACAGUAGUAACGAGAGAGAAGACUUUGAUCCCACCUCUUCCACUCCUUUACAACCCAGGGAUUCGGCUUCCCCUUCAACCUCGUCCUUCUGCCUGGGGGUUUCCGUGGCUGCUUCCAGCCACGUACCAAUACAGAAGAAGCUGCGUUUUGAAGACACCCUGGAGUUUGUAGGGUUUGAUGCGAAGAUGGCUGAGGAAUCAUCCUCCUCCUCCUCAUCACCAACUGCUGCAACAUCUCAGCAGCAGCAAUUUAAAAAUAAGAGUAUAUUAAUCUCUUCUGUGACUUCGGUGCAUCAUGCAAACGGCCUAGCCAAAUCUUCUACCACCGCCUCUAGCUUUGCUAACAGCAAGCCUGGUUCUGCUAAGAAGUUAGUGAUCAAGAACUUUAAAGAUAAACCUAAGUUACCAGAAAACUACACAGAUGAAACAUGGCAGAAACUGAAAGAAGCAGUGGAAGCUAUUCAGAAUAGUACUUCAAUUAAGUACAAUUUAGAAGAGCUCUACCAGGCUGUAGAAAAUCUCUGUUCUUACAAGAUUUCUGCGAACUUGUAUAAACAACUGAGACAGAUUUGUGAAGAUCAUAUCAAAGCACAAAUUCACCAAUUCAGAGAGGAUUCAUUGGAUAGUGUUCUCUUUCUAAACAAGAUCAAUAGAUGCUGGCAAAACCAUUGUAGACAAAUGAUCAUGAUCAGAAGCAUUUUUUUGUUUCUGGAUAGAACUUACGUUCUUCAGAAUUCAAUGCUACCCUCCAUUUGGGACAUGGGACUGGAGUUAUUUAGGGCUCAUAUUAUAAGUGAUCAGAAAGUCCAGAAUAAGACAAUUGAUGGCAUCCUUCUCUUGAUUGAGAGGGAAAGGAAUGGUGAAGCAAUUGAUAGAAGUUUACUCCGAAGUCUUUUAAGCAUGCUUUCUGAUUUGCAAAUUUAUCAAGAUUCUUUUGAACAACGAUUUUUGGAAGAAACUAACCGGCUCUAUGCAGCUGAAGGCCAAAAGUUAAUGCAAGAAAGAGAGGUUCCUGAAUAUCUUCAUCAUGUUAACAAACGUCUAGAUGAAGAAGCAGACAGACUUAUUACUUACUUAGAUCAGACUACCCAGAAAUCAUUAAUUGCUACUGUAGAAAAACAACUUCUAGGUGAACAUUUAACAGCAAUUCUUCAAAAAGGUUUAAAUAACCUCCUUGAUGAGAACCGAAUUCAAGAUUUAUCUCUCCUGUAUCAGCUCUUCAGCAGAGUUCGAGGUGGAGUUCAGGUUCUCUUGCAACAGUGGAUUGAAUACAUAAAGGCAUUUGGGAGCACUAUUGUUAUUAAUCCCGAAAAAGAUAAGACUAUGGUUCAAGAAUUGCUAGAUUUUAAAGAUAAAGUUGACCAUAUAAUUGAUAUCUGCUUUCUGAAGAAUGAAAAAUUUAUCAAUGCUAUGAAAGAAGCGUUUGAAACAUUCAUUAACAAAAGACCAAAUAAACCUGCUGAACUUAUAGCUAAGUAUGUAGAUUCAAAACUUCGUGCAGGCAACAAAGAAGCUACAGAUGAAGAACUUGAGAAAAUGUUGGAUAAAAUUAUGAUCAUAUUUAGAUUUAUCUAUGGCAAGGAUGUUUUUGAGGCCUUCUAUAAGAAAGAUUUAGCCAAGCGCUUGUUAGUUGGGAAGAGUGCAUCUGUAGAUGCUGAAAAGUCAAUGCUGUCCAAACUUAAACAUGAAUGUGGAGCUGCUUUCACCAGCAAACUUGAAGGAAUGUUUAAAGACAUGGAACUUUCUAAAGACAUCAUGAUUCAGUUCAAACAGGUAAAAUAUAUGCAGAAUCAGAAUGUACCUGGGAAUAUUGAAUUAACUGUGAAUAUCCUGACAAUGGGUUAUUGGCCAACAUACGUGCCUAUGGAAGUUCAUUUGCCACCAGAGAUGGUAAAACUUCAGGAAAUUUUCAAGACAUUUUAUCUAGGCAAACAUAGUGGCAGGAAACUUCAGUGGCAAUCAACCCUAGGACACUGUGUGCUAAAAGCAGAAUUUAAAGAGGGUAAAAAAGAACUCCAGGUCUCUCUUUUUCAAACACUGGUGCUGCUUAUGUUUAAUGAGGGAGAGGAGUUCAGUUUAGAAGAGAUCAAGCAAGCUACUGGAAUAGAGGAUGGAGAGUUAAGGAGAACAUUGCAAUCAUUAGCCUGUGGCAAAGCUAGAGUUCUGGCCAAAAAUCCAAAGGGCAAAGAUAUUGAAGAUGGUGACAAAUUCAUUUGUAAUGAUGAUUUCAAACACAAACUUUUCAGGAUAAAGAUCAAUCAAAUCCAAAUGAAAGAAACGGUUGAAGAACAAGCAAGCACUACAGAAAGAGUAUUUCAAGAUAGACAGUAUCAAAUUGAUGCUGCAAUUGUUCGAAUUAUGAAAAUGAGAAAGACACUUAGCCACAAUCUCCUUGUUUCAGAAGUAUAUAACCAGUUAAAAUUUCCGGUAAAGCCUGCUGAUCUUAAGAAGAGAAUAGAAUCCUUAAUUGACCGGGACUACAUGGAAAGAGAUAAAGAAAAUCCAAACCAGUAUAAUUACAUUGCAUAGAAUGUUGGCCUUGAAGCAUUUGGUAUCAUAUCCACUAGCCAGUGGAUAAACUAACCUGUUGAUUCUGUGUUAUUUGACUUCUUUUUUACUACCGAUGACCAAAUGAAGCAGUAUAAUGGAAAUAGUUGAGUGGACUUUUUCUCAGUGGUUAACAUGCCCAUUUUAAAGAGUAAUACUUACCCUUAAGACGAAUGUUGUCGAACUCUUUGCAUGUUACUUAAUAUGAUGUGCAGAAACUCUUAAGAAAGUACCGGUCUUCAUGAUUCCAUUUUGGAACUAGGGAAGACGUUCCCAUGACUAUUAAAGGGAGGGAGUUCUUAUACAUCAUUACUUAUGAAGCAGAAAAUUUAUUUGCUUAAAGUGUCAUUUGAAGAUACUUAAAACUGCAUGCAAACUUUAUUUACUGUACAGAGUUCUGGAUGUAUUUAUCAAAUAGAGAAACCACCCUGGACUUGGUUGUUCACCUGUUUUGUGAUUUUCCUUUGGAAGAAAAUUGAGUUGUCAUAGUUAUUGAUAUUUUAUUAGGCAGUGUUCUCUUACACUGAAAGGGAUGUUUUUUAAAAAAAUUAUUUGGAAACAAAUUUUCAAUUAAGGUAACAGUUGCUGUAUAAUAUCUUAUAUAUUCACAUCCUAAAAUUUUGCAUUUGUGAAUAUGGGAUGUAUGUAUAUGGCUUAGCCCCGAGUUUACCGUGCAGAUUAACAGGUACUUAUAAAACUAGCUAAAAUAGAAAACUUGCUGAUCAUUUGUGCUAAGCAUUGUACAUGGUAAAAGAAAAUCCAACUCUUCAUAUUAAAUACUAGUACAGUGUGAUAAUUGCAAGAGAGACCAAAAUCAACGUGUUUUUAAAAUUAUUACAGGAACAAAAAUACAUCAACUAUUUUUCAACAUGCUUUAAAUUUUAAGUGUUGUUUGGACAGUUCUAGCUUUAACUUGGACCAAUAUAGAUUGUUAGCAUUCCUUUCUUCUCUACCAGAGUUUUCUUUUGGAAGCAUCACAAAUCUUCUUUGUUGAUAAAUGAGCCAUUACUAUCGUUCUUGUUCUAAUUCUCUAAAACCCUAGAUAUAAAGGUCUUCCCUCAUUUUCUCCACAUACUUUUGAGGAGUUUCAAGUUCUAUUUCUUUCAAAAUUGCUUGAAGUUAGGAGUUCUCAUAGCCACUGGACAUCUACUUUUCAGGGGAAUGUUCUGUGAUUGUUCAUACAUAGAAAAUUUCAAAAGUAUUGUUCUUCACAUCAAUAUUCUGAGCAGAAGGCUUAAUCAGGAGUGGGUUUUUCUUUGACUUGUUUCUUUUUCCUUGAAGGGAUUUGAUCCUGUAGGAAAUGCAGAAACUUUUGGUUUAUUUUUUAAAAAUUAGAACUUCUUUAAUGCUUCUUGCAACUCAUAUUUCCUUGCCUAUUUAGAGCCAUUUAAGAAGAAUGCCUUGGUCCUGAUCUUCAACUGAGGAGACUUGGGACUCUCCUGUCCCCUAUUGAUUGUUUUCUUGAGUUCUCAAGGGCCUGUGGCCAACCCUAUUUAUCGAUCUGUUUAUCUGUCUAUCUUAAAGUCACCUGUUUCUCUCUAAUUGCAUCAUCUUGCACACUGAUGUCUAACUAUAUAGUAUUUAGAACUCUUUUCACAUUCUUUUUGAACAGUCAUUGCCUAUAAUUUCUCAGCUUUUCCUUGGUUUCCUUAUUAGGAGCUCAUCUGGCAAGGAAAUGCAGCUAGCUUGUCCUCUCUCCAUACUGGACCAUCUACAUCAGUAUUCUAACUCUUCCCUGAUGGUCUCUGACAUCUGCAGACUAUUACGCCAGACUCAGUAGUUACUCUUAAGCAAUUUUUAGGUGGAGUUGGUCCUAUUAGGAAGAGACUCUUGAUGUCAGCUUCCUUAUCCUCAAAGGGGGUUCCUUCCCUUGAAGUUUUUUAAAUCUUUGAAAACUUGAUACUGUUUCAGCUGAAAAAUUAGCAAGAUUAUUAAAUAAGUUAAGAGGAGCUAUUUAAGAUGCUGAAGAGUAGUUACAAACUACAUUGGAUAAUUGUGACUUUCAGUUCUGUAUCAGUUUAAUUUUUAUGCUCUUUUCCCUGUGUACAUGGUGGUUCUAUUUUUCUUCAAUAAAACUUUUAUUCAAAAAAGA